This is a messenger RNA of Arachis stenosperma, 1543 nucleotides long. Its product is annotated as FHA domain-containing protein DDL. Gene Ontology annotation, molecular function: protein binding; mRNA binding. The record is from RefSeq and is a predicted model, not a curated record. NCBI's taxonomy places the organism in Eukaryota, Viridiplantae, Streptophyta, Magnoliopsida, Fabales, Fabaceae. Gene Ontology annotation, cellular component: nucleus. The transcript has 10 exons. The coding region runs from base 223 to 1272 and encodes 349 amino acids.
UCAGUGUUGAAGCUGAUAAACCCUAAACUGAACUUGAAUCUUCCCCGCUACAAGGAAGAAGGAAGCAUUCACAAAUCAAAAUAAAUUCAAAAUUAAAAAGAAAACCAGCAAUGCAGUACAGUGGCAGUUUCAGUUUCAGUUUGUUAGUUAGUUAGUAAGUUAGUUAGAGUUUCUCUACUGGAACUCUCGAGAUCCUCUGCGGUCACCACCACGCUCACAACCAUGGGCCGUUACUCCUCUUCCACAAACCAUCACCAUUCUCCUUCCUCUCGCCGCCACCGGAGCCACCGAAGCAUCUCUCCGCCGCCUCAGCGAGACACCAAGCACCGUUACUCAGAAAAACAGACUCGGACCAGUUCCGGUUCCCCGGAUCCUCCUCCUCGAUCCCGGUCUCGCUCUCGUUCUCCAUCGCCGAGAACCAAGCGAUUGAAGAGAGCUCAAUUGGAACGUGAGAGCGAGAAGAGCCAUGGCGAAAGCGGAAGAGGUAGGGGUUCCGAGAGGGAGGUGGCGGAGCGGAAGAAGGAGAAGAGGAGGGAAGCCGAUGACCGCGGCGAUGGAGAUGCCGACGGAAGGAACGGAAGGAGGUCGAGGUCUAGGCACGAGAGGUCGCCGGAGCAAGAGCGCAAUGGUCGGAACAGGCACCACCGGUCGCAGUCUCCGCCUUCCCAACAUCGCCGUCACGACUCUGCAAAGCCUCGUGAUGAGGUGACUAACAUAAGAGGAGCUGAACAGAUGAAUGAUGAGGAUGAUUCUAUUUCAAAAAUGAAGGCUGCUGAGGAGGCGCUGGAAGAAAAAACAAAGCAAAAACCUUCAUUUGAACUAUCUGGGAAGCUUGCGGCUGAAACGAAUCGAUUCAGAGGUGUUACUUUGUUGUUCAAUGAACCACCAGAGGCUCGAAAACCUGACAUUAAAUGGAGGCUUUAUGUUUUCAAGAAUGGUGAAGUCCUCAAUGAGCCCCUUUACAUUCAUCGGCAAAGUUGUUACCUUUUUGGAAGAGAAAGAAGGGUUGCUGACAUCCCUACAGAUCAUCCUUCUUGCAGCAAGCAACAUGCUGUUAUUCAAUUCCGGCAAGUUGAAAAGGAGCAACCUGAUGGCUUAAUAUCAAAGCAAAUAAGGCCUUAUGUAAUGGACCUCGGAAGCACAAACAAAACUUUCGUAAAUGAUAGUCCCAUUGAACCACAACGUUAUUAUGAACUUAGGGAGAAGGACACCAUUAAAUUCGGUAAUAGUAGCCGAGAAUACGUAUUACUACAUGAGAACUCAGUUCAGUAAUUGUAUUAACCUCCAAAUCUGCUCCAUCUGAAGCAAGUAAAAGCAACAUCGAACCAUCAGAGUUCGUCUAAGUUAUGCCCUAGAUUUGUGUAUUCUCACUUUUCAGAAGCUUUUAGGUCAGUUUUCUACAAGUCCCCUAGAUAUUAAUACAAGACAGAUUGGAUAUUUUUCUAUUUCUGGGUAUGGACAACAUUGUAUAUUGCACACUUUGUACUAUACACAAUCAUCUUGAGGCCCCAGGGCUGACAUGAGAAUUUUGUACCGUUGAAAA